UUUUUCCUAUUUUUUUUUUUCAGUCAGAAGUAGGCCCUCGUGUUUGUUUACUGAUACAGUCUCUUCAUUUUCUGCAAAGUGGAAGUAUCUUUUAAAGUCCACUUAGGUUGGAAUAUGAAAUUUUAAGUUAUCUUAAGUCUUUACAAAUUUUGUAGGUAAUCAUGGAUCAGGUAAUGCAAUUUGUGGAACCCAGCCGUCAGUUUGUGAAAGACUCCAUACGACUUGUUAAAAGAUGCACCAAGCCUGACAGGAAAGAGUUCCAGAAGAUUGCCAUGGCAACAGCAAUAGGCUUUGCAAUAAUGGGAUUUAUUGGUUUCUUUGUCAAAUUGAUCCAUAUCCCAAUCAACAAUAUAAUUGUAGGUGGCUGAAUAUUCAUCAUGAAGAAGAAGAAGUCAGUUGUGACACCUGCUGCAAAGAUUUCACAGCUUUAAUUUGUUUGAUAUUAAACAAGCUCGGUUUGGGUUUUCAAACACUGUUGUCACCUUAUUUUUCUUUCAAAGUGUAUGUGAUCAUACCUGUCUAUAUUACAGGAUUUUUUUCUUUUUUAGUA
Messenger RNA from Manacus vitellinus (golden-collared manakin), 550 nucleotides. It is a transcript of the gene SEC61G, whose product is annotated as SEC61 translocon gamma subunit. The record is from RefSeq and is a predicted model, not a curated record. Gene Ontology annotation, biological process: protein targeting; post-translational protein targeting to membrane, translocation. Gene Ontology annotation, molecular function: transmembrane protein transporter activity. The transcript has 4 exons. Bases 162 to 368 code for a protein of 68 amino acids. NCBI's taxonomy places the organism in Eukaryota, Metazoa, Chordata, Aves, Passeriformes, Pipridae. Gene Ontology annotation, cellular component: membrane; Ssh1 translocon complex.